Molecule: messenger RNA, 1014 nt
Organism: Symbiodinium necroappetens
Lineage: Eukaryota; Dinophyceae; Suessiales; Symbiodiniaceae
Source: the annotation of a GenBank genome assembly
AUGGACACGUGGGCGGCAGUCGUCCAAUUUGCAAGCAGCGUGUACGAUGCGCUGGCUUCAGGCUGCUGUCCCUCAGUUGACAAUUCAGCUGAAGAGGUCGUUUCUUGGAUUGAUGCGGAAACUCCACGCGUGCAAUCGCAGCUGGGUGAUGUCGCGAUCUGUACGCCGCGCAAGCUCACAGUUCUACAGAGAAUGGCGGACACACCAUCCACAGUGUGUCCGGGUACGGAUGAGGACCGAGAUGAUGUGUCGUUACCAGAGUUCAUGCUGAAAGACGUGGCCCAAUUCCUCACAGUCUUCGAUUUCGCAUCUCUUCGUGCCGUUGACCGGAGAGCCGACGUGUCAAUGGAUUUUGCCGCGCACAUCAUGUCAAUCUUCCAGCCAGAGAAAAUAGAGAAGAUUAUUGACUUCGAGCACUACCUUCGCGACCCCGCACUAAUUGGCGAUGCCUCGCAGAUUGGCAUGAACGUGCUGCUAUGCCAUUUCGGACAUUGGUUCGUGCAAAGCCCGAACACCGUGCUGCAGCUUGUGCAGGCACUGCAGAAACACUGUGCAGACACAGCCACUGACGAUGUGGGACACACAGCCUCCAUUUUCGUGAUGGCUAACUUCGCAGCUGAGGCGGUGAGUUCCGGCGUAAAGGAACUUCGGCACAUCUUCAUUAGGUUCCUCAUUCAGUGGCUGCGGACCGGCGAUCGCGAGCAAUUGUACUAUGCGUGCGCAGCCCUGGUACACUGCCAUGAUCUGGGCCCGUUCCGUGAGGAGUGCAAGCAAGCACUGAUGAUGGCCCAGACAGAUGAGGAUCAAUGCAGACUCCGUGCCCUCGCCGCGGUGUGCCCCGAGAUUUGGGAAACCGCGGAUCGCAGAAUCCGUCACCUCAGCUCGGUGUGCCCCGACCUUUGGAUCCGCCCUUAUCUGCUUCCGCUGCAGUCUUCAUACUGGGUCUACACUGGCGAGCGCUGGGCUUUUGAUCGAACGUGGUCGGGCCGAUGCGUGCGACAAGUGCAGCAGUAA